Molecule: messenger RNA, 2385 nt
Organism: Grus americana (Whooping crane)
Lineage: Eukaryota; Metazoa; Chordata; Aves; Gruiformes; Gruidae
Gene: C34H19orf47
Product: chromosome 34 C19orf47 homolog
Exons: 9
Coding region: 112-1245 (377 amino acids)
Cellular component (GO): nucleus
Source: RefSeq, a predicted model, not a curated record
UUUCCGGUGGGGUCCGGCCCGGCGGCGGCGGGAUGGGACGAGGCGGGAGCGGAGAGGCUGCUCCCGGCACCGCUGCCUAGACCCGUGCCGGCGUCCUGCGGCUCCUGCACCAUGGUGUCCGUCACGAUGGCGACAUCCGAAUGGAUUCAGUUUUUCAAGGAAGCCGGGAUCCCCCCGGGCCCCGCCGUCAACUACGCUGUCAUGUUUGUGGAUAACAGGAUCCAGAAGAACAUGUUGAUGGAUCUGAACAAGGAGAUCAUGAAUGAACUGGGCAUCACAGUGGUGGGAGACAUCAUCGCCAUCCUCAAACACGCCAAAAUCGUGUACAGGCAGGAGAUGUGCAAGGCAGCCACCGAAUUGCUCUGCCCCGGCUCCCCCGGCGUUCAAGCCGAGCUGCGCCGCAACGCCAGCAGCGCCGCCAGCCGGAUGAUCGCCAACAGCUUGAGCAGAGACUCGCCUCCUGCCGCCCCCCUCCGACAACGGCCCCACGCCUCCAAAAUCUCCGUCACCGUCUCCAACAAACUGGCCGCUGCGAAGGCAGGUUUCUGCGAAACGGCAGACGAAAAUCCAACGAUCCCGGUAAAACGCCGCCGGGUGACGGCGGAAAUGGAAGGGAAAUACAUCAUCAACAUGCCCAAGGGCACCACGCCGAGGACAAAGAAAAUCCUGGAGCAGCAAGCAGCCAAAGGUCUGCAGAGGACAUCCGUCUUCGACCGGCUGGGAGCCGAGGCAAAAGCGGAUACGACCACGGGAGGGAAGCCCACGGGGGUCUUCAGCAGACUGGGUGACGCUUUGGGGACCGUUGGGGACAAAGCCACCGAGAGCGACGACGACUGCUCCGUUCUCCAGUACGCCGGCGUGUUAAAAAAACUCACCAAACCUCCCCGUAAGGAAAGCGCCGAACCGGGAGAGACCGCCGUCGCGACGAAAGCCGCUGGUUCGGAAGCCAAACCGGUCACCGUCACCGCCGCCGUCCAGCGUCUCGGUCACAGGAACGUCGCCGGUAUCCGUAUGACGGUGAAACCGCAACCGGCGGCAUCCAAAAUCGGCGGCGCGGCGCCGGUUGAACCCCAGGACGGCGUCGUCACCAGCACGAAGGAUAAAAACGAACCCGAAUUUCGGGUGACGAUCAAAAGGACCUGGGGGUGCGGGAAGGUGAGCAGCACCAGCGACACUCCCGGUGCUCAGAUGGACAACGCCGGCGCCGUUAGCGUCUUUAAACGGUUGGGGAAGAAACCGGAUUGAUCCCGAAACGCAUCUUCCCACACCGGACAGGUCGUGCCGACGGUUUUCCGCUUAUCCCGUCCCCGUUAAUUCACUUAAAAAACCGGCAGAUUCUCGUCCUGCCUUCCUCCUCGCUAAUCCCGCGGGGAAAACCGACGCUUAAUCCCACGUGGAGACGCUUAAUCCCGUAGGGAAAAGCUUAAUCCUGCAGGGAAACACUAAUCCCACAGGAAAACAGCGGAGGGAAGGGGGGGGGAAAAAGCUUUUCCCGACAGAUUUCCUGCCUGGUGGGCAUCCCUGCCUGCAAAACUGGCAGGCGCGAGGCCAAAUCGUCGCUCUCCAUCUCCUACCAGCACCAAAACCUUUAUUUUUUCCCCUAUUUUUCCCUCCUCUGCAGGUUCUUUCCUGUAUUUAGGAAUUCAGACCUGGAAAACUCCACACAGAGAGAGAGGUACUCCCUAUUCUUUUUUUUUUUUCUCCUUCUCCGCAGGGUUUUUUUCCCCCCCCUGUAUUUAGGAAUUUGCACCAAAAUCACUACGGAGCAGCGGCUUGCUGCCGGGAUUCUUAAUUUCUAAGGAUUUCAGAGCAGCCUCAAAAAAAAAACCCCCACAACAAAAACCCCAAAAGCUUCAAAAAAAACCCCACCCAACCAACACUCGGGACUCAAAAAAUUCCCCGAAUUGCCUUAAUUUAAGCGACACCUUCAAUCCGCCGCCUUUAGGCUUGAACUCGUCCCGCUGCGAAACCUGAAACGGCCGCUGUGGGGUUUUACUGAAAUUAUUUAUUCCCCCCCCCCCAAAAUUUGUUGCCUCCUAAAUUUAUUUCUGAUGACAUCACCGGCGGGGGGGGUGUCAGGCAUCGCUGCAAACCCUGAAAAAGACUUUUUUCUCCCCAAAAUAACGACAAAACGGGGACGGAGGCAGCUGUGUGGUGUGUCGGGGCCGUAACGGUGAGUGUUUUUAAUACGAAAAACCACUAAUUUUGUUAUUUUACGCUGUUUUGGGAGGUUUUCUUUGUGCUUCGGGCCUCGUUUGGUGUGUGAAAAUGAGUGCGGUUUCCCAAAUUUUGGCUUUUUGCAUCGCUGCCGGCCCUCCCCCCCAGGGGAGCCGCUUUUUUUUUUUUUUUUUUUUUUUUUUUUUUUCAAUAAAGCGUGGAAAUGGC